AUGCAGCCAUGGCAGACGUAUGGGACACUGACGUCGAUGAAGCUGACGAGGUCUGCCGCGAUGUGAAGCAGAGCUACUGCAAGCGUUGGAGAAAUACGGGGCAGCUCACCCGCCCAACCAAAUCAGCUCGGGCACUGAGGAACACCCUGAGCCCUUACAACUUCCUGAUGAUCCCGUGGAUGAGGAAUACUUCACGGUUCAUAUGUCCAACGAGGCCAGAUCGUGUACUGGGGACCAACCUGAAACCUCGCAAGACGACCCCGCGGAAAUUAGCGUCCAAAACAAUACGCAACAAUGUCACUGGAUAGAUGAGACCACACAUCGGAAGUGCCUUGAGUUCGUACCAGAAGAGAAAGACCAGAAGGGGUGCAUGUGGGCUGUAAUUCACUCAGGCCACGAAUCCGCAUGCGGGGGAAUAUCCCAGCGUCGUAAUAUGCCCCGCCAUAUAGCAAAGCAUCUGGGUUUGCGCUGUACGUGCAAACUAUGCGGCAAAGACUUUGCCCGUUCAGACCUUUUGAAGGGUCAUGAACGUAAGGAUCACCAGGUCCAAGACACUAGUGCAUCAUAUGCUUAAUCGCACAGCUGGCAGAUUUUAUCAUGAACCAACGUUUCUCCUACGCACAUGUAAUGAGUGAAGCCAUUGUCCAUAUGUACCAACCUACUGUUCUUCGUCGCUUGAAUUUAAUGGCCUGAGCUACUUAUGAU
Messenger RNA from Suillus subaureus, 705 nucleotides. RefSeq lists its product as uncharacterized. Bases 203 to 574 code for a protein of 123 amino acids. The transcript has 4 exons. The record is from RefSeq and is a predicted model, not a curated record. NCBI's taxonomy places the organism in Eukaryota, Fungi, Basidiomycota, Agaricomycetes, Boletales, Suillaceae.